AUGCGCGCGGAGGGGGCGCGCGGACCGGACGACGACGACGACGAGACGUCCGCGUCCGCGACGUCGGUCGCGCGCGCGGCGGCCGACGCGGAGAGGGAAGCCGUGGACAUCGUCGCGUGCCUGGCGUCGACCGGGGCGCUGAGAGGCUUCGGCGCCGCGCGGCUGGUGCCCAGACGCGACUACGCGCUGAGCGAGCUGAAGCUCAACGGCAUCGAGGCGGAGAGGCUGCUGUCGCCGACGGAGAGCACGAUAUCGAAUCUGCGCGACGCCGUCUCCAAGGCGCUCGCGCUCGUCGUCGGCGGGUGGAUCUUCGCGGCGCAUCCGAGCGGCUCCACGCUCGCGGCCGCGGCGUCCGUCGCCGCCGGCGCGCUCGUCGUCGACCAGAUCGGGUUCGGCGGCGGCGUCGAGGCGCUGGUGUUGGAUACCCUCGCGCAGACGACGUCUACAGAGUACAAAGCGCGUCUCCGGAUACACGAGGCGGCGCACUUCCUCGUGGCGUACCUCAUGGGGAUCCUCCCGAAAGGGUACACGCUGUCGUCUCUCGACGCGUACGAGAAGUACGGCGCGCUGAACGUCCAGGCUGGGUGCGCGUUCUGCGACGGCGCGUUCCAGAGAGAGGUGGCGCGCGGGAAAAUCGGGAGCGGGAGCUUGGGACGGUUCAGCUGCGUCGCGCUAGCGGGGAUAAGCAUGGAGUACAUCGCUUUCGGGUUCAGCGAGGGCGGGGUGUCCGACGUGCGACAGCUGGACGGGAUGUUACGAGCGCUCGCGUUCACGCAGAAGAAGAGCGACAGCGAAGUGCGGUGGGCGGUGUUGAACACGAUCACGCUGUUGCGGCGGCACGAGGCGUGCGUGCGAAAGUUGAGCGAGAAGAUGGCCGCCGGCGCGUCCGUGGGGGAGUGCGUGCGGCUCAUAGAGGCAAACUUAGGGGACGACAUCUGA
This is a messenger RNA of Micromonas pusilla CCMP1545, 939 nucleotides long. RefSeq lists its product as uncharacterized. The transcript has a single exon. Lineage: Eukaryota; Viridiplantae; Chlorophyta; Mamiellophyceae; Mamiellales; Mamiellaceae. Gene Ontology annotation, biological process: proteolysis. Gene Ontology annotation, molecular function: ATP-dependent peptidase activity; metalloendopeptidase activity; ATP binding. The coding region runs from base 1 to 939 and encodes 312 amino acids. The record is from RefSeq and is a predicted model, not a curated record.